ACAAUGGUAUUGUAGCAUGAAAAUAUGAAUUUAUACACUUCACUCAUUGCACAAUGCGCACACAAAAAAUCCAUAACUACCCUCAAAGCAGUUCACACCCACAUCCUCAAAUCCGGUUCCUUGUUCUCAUUCUUUGGUCACAAGCUCAUUGAUAGUUACAUAAAAUGUGGCAUCAUAGCUGAAGCACGCAAGCUGUUCGACGAAUUGCCCAACAGACACAUAGUUACUUGGAAUUCAAUGAUCUCUUCUCAUGUCAGCCGUGGAAAGACCAAAGAAGCAAUUGAGCUCUUCAAUAACAUGCUCUUUGAGGGUGUUUUACCGGAUGCUUACACGUUUUCUGCAAUCUUUAAGGCUUUUUCGGAGGUGGGUGUUUUGCGUCACGGACAGAAGGCUCAUGGGUUGGCUUUGGUUUUGGGUUUUGAGGUCUCGGAUGGGUUUGUUGCAACUGCCAUUGUUGAUAUGUACGCGAAAUUUGAUAGAAUGAGGGAUGCUCGUUUGGUGUUUGACCGUGUUUUGGAUAAAGAUGUUGUCUUGUGCACUGCAUUGAUUGUUGGGUAUAAUCAGCACGGUUUUGAUGGUGAAGCUUUAGAGGUUUUUGAGGAGAUGGUUGAUAUGAGAAUUAAGCCUAAUGAAUAUACUCUAGCAAGUGUCUUGGUUAGUUGUGGUAAUGUCGGAGAUUUAGUUAACGGUAAAUCGAUUCAUGGUCUUGUUGUUAAGUCUGGUUUGGAAUCUGUUGUUGCUUCACAGACUUCACUUCUUACUAUGUAUUCAAAAUGCAGUAAGGUUGAGGAUUCCAUAAAGGUGUUUAAUCAACUUGCUUAUGCAAGCCAUGUGACAUGGACAUCUUUUAUUGUUGGUCUUGUGCAAAAUGGGAGAGAAGAAGUUGCUGUGUCGGUGUUUAGGGAAAUGAUUCGUUGUUCAAUAAUUCCGAAUCAUUUCACAUUAUCUAGUAUUCUUCAUGCUUGUUCAAGCCUUGCAAUGCUUGAAGUAGGGGAACAAAUCCAUGCCGUAACGAUGAAACUAGGAGUUGAUGGAAAUAAGUAUGCUGAUGCUGCACUGAUUCAUUUGUACGGAAAAUGUGGAACUGUAGAAAAGGCAAGGUCGGUUUUUGAUUCGUUGAACGAGUUAGAUGUAGUAUCCAUCAAUUCGAUGAUCUAUGCUUAUGCACAAAAUGGUUUUGGGCAUGAGGCACUUCAGCUAUUUGAAAGAAUGAAAAUUUUGGGACUUGCACCAAAUGCGGUGACAUUUAUCAGCAUUCUCUUGGCAUGUAACAAUGCAGGGUUAGUUGAAGAAGGAUGUCAAAUAUUUUCUUGUAUUAGGGAUAACCACAAUGUUGAGUUGACAAGAGACCAUUUUACUUGUAUGAUUGAUUUGUUAGGACGAGCUAGGAGAUUCGAAGAGGCUGCGAUGUUGAUAGAGGAGGUGAAAAAUCCAGAUGCAAUACUAUGGAGGACGCUGCUGAAUGCAUGUAAGAUUCACGGAGAGGUAGAGAUGGCAGAGAAAUUUAUGAGAAAAAUGCUCGAUCAUGCUCCCGAGGAUGGAGGAACUCGUAUUCUCUUGACAAACAUUUAUGCUUCGGCUGGAAAAUGGGACAGUGUGAUCGAGAUGAAAAGUGCAAUAAGAGAUUUAAGGUUGAAGAAAAGUCCUGCAAUGAGUUGGGUUGAUAUCGAUCGAGAGGUUCAUACUUUUAUGGCAGGAGAUUUAUCUCACCCAAGAGCUCAUGAGAUUUUGAAAAUGUUGCAUGAGUUAGUAGAGAAGGUUAAAAAUUUGGGUUAUAAUCCUGAUACCAAAUUUGUGUUGCAGGAUUUGGAGGAAGAGAAAAAGAUUAGUUCCUUAUAUUAUCACAGUGAAAAAUUAGCCAUAGCAUUUGCUUUAUGGAAAACUUGUGGUAGGAAUACUACUAUCAGAAUUUUCAAGAAUCUUAGAGUUUGUGGAGACUGCCACAGUUGGAUAAAAUUUGUUUCUUUACUUACUGGGAGAGAUAUAGUUGCUAGAGAUGCAAAGAGAUUCCAUCAUUUUAAAGGAGGGAUAUGUUCUUGUAAAGAUUAUUGGUGAACCACAAAUUCACAACUGUUUUUUCUUUAACAGAUAUGAAUCACAAUUGUUGUAUAUCAGGAUUUGAAGAUAAGAUAAAUGUGCAUUUCAAGAACUUUUUUCACUUCCAAGCUUCCAAAAAAUCACCGGGGAAAAAUCGUGUUUCUUUCGGAAGUAGCAACUUUGGGGUGGGAAAAAAAGCACCUAUGUAUUGUCAAUGCCAUUUGUAUAUUAUUUAAAUGAAGUUAGAUGCUUUGUUUUUAAGUCCUACAGGACGUCGAAUAGCAGCGCUGCAGUGGUGUCAAUAGUACAAACGUAAUGAUAAAGUUUGGAACGACAGGUCUCAAUUGCCGAACCAAGUUGGAAAUAUGGCAUUCAAUAUGUGGAAUACUUGGUUUUCUGUUAACAUUCUGCAGCGCCAUGUUGUUCCUCAAGCCACAGAUCAGGUCUUGCCGAGAUGGGAACAUGCAAGUCAAGGAUGAUUAAAGUGCAAUGUUGAUGUGGCUUUUUUUGCCGGAGUCGGAGUCACAUCUUUGGGUGCUUGCUUCCGAGAUAGUGCGGGUAAUUUGGUGGUUAUAUCACGCAAAGGCAGCAGGCUACACUUUCUGUGUGGAAGGUGAAGCUUGGGCACUACUUCAAGCCAUGAAGGAAGCUAGACGUCGAGGUUUAGUUAGGGUCCAAUUUGAGAGUGAUUUACAGGCCCUGGUCAAAGCUAUUCAUACAAAGAAUGGUGGUUUUUUUCUGAAUUUAGGUUGCUUGUUGUUGAUAUUAUUAAUAUUAUGUCAUGUGUAAACUUUGAGGUGAAGUUCGUUAGGAGACAAAUAAAUAUGGUUGCUCACACUCUUGCUAGAGCGGCCAUUUUUUGGACUACUUUCCAUAGUUUUGAGAGUAUUCCCUUUUGUGUUGAACAUUUAUUGAUUGACGAAAUGAAUUAAGUUUGUUUGGUUCAAAAUAAAAUAAAAUAAACUUUGAUUGCAU
Trifolium pratense (red clover) is the source of this 3012-nucleotide messenger RNA. RefSeq names its product pentatricopeptide repeat-containing protein At5g65570. Gene Ontology annotation, biological process: RNA modification. The record is from RefSeq and is a predicted model, not a curated record. The transcript has a single exon. Gene Ontology annotation, molecular function: protein binding; zinc ion binding; RNA binding. Bases 25 to 2055 code for a protein of 676 amino acids. NCBI's taxonomy places the organism in Eukaryota, Viridiplantae, Streptophyta, Magnoliopsida, Fabales, Fabaceae.